Messenger RNA from Poeciliopsis prolifica (blackstripe livebearer), 996 nucleotides. RefSeq names its product prolactin 2 (gene prl2). Bases 1 to 729 code for a protein of 242 amino acids. Gene Ontology annotation, cellular component: extracellular region. The transcript has 5 exons. Lineage: Eukaryota; Metazoa; Chordata; Actinopteri; Cyprinodontiformes; Poeciliidae. Gene Ontology annotation, molecular function: hormone activity. The record is from RefSeq and is a predicted model, not a curated record. Gene Ontology annotation, biological process: positive regulation of receptor signaling pathway via JAK-STAT; response to nutrient levels.
AUGUGGUUGGUGGAGGCAAAGGCAAAAACUUAUGGUGUGCUCAUUGUGUGCAUCUUCAUCUCCCCUGUGUUGGUGGUGCUAAUCUACCUGGCACUCUGCAGCAGGCUGAGCAGCAUGAGAACAGCAUCCAGCUGCACCAACGGCCAGUCUGGAUGCCACUUCCUCACCCUGGCCAACCUGUUUGACCGGGUCAUCCAGCACUCAGCCAGGAUGCAUGGCAUUUCAAAUGACCUCCACUCUGAAUUUGAACUCUAUUUCCUUCCCAGUAAAAACCAGAUUGGCCGGGUCAGUCGCAACUGCCACACGUCUACCAUCCUAACUCCAAAUGGCAAAGAGAAUGCUCAGAGAAUAGCGAGAGAGGAACUAACCGAGGUGAUUCUGAAGCUCCUGGUUGCGUGGCGGGAACCUCUGUGGCAUUUUCACCAGAACAUGGCUCAGCACCAUGAAUUUAACAAUUUCAGCUCAAACAAGUCUCUGGAAAUGAGUGACAUGGUGCAUGAACUACGCAGGGGUGUGCAAAAAGUGGUUGAGAAGAUGCAGAUGCUGGGAGUAAUAAGCAGUUCUCUUGGUAACCUGGGUUCCCCAGAGGCUCUGAUGGCAUCCGACAGGGCAGAAUGGCGACUCAUGAAUGACUAUGAUCUCCUCUAUUGCUUUCGUCGUGAUUCAAACAAGAUUCAGAAUUACCUGAAGAUCCUGAAGUGUCGAAUUGUUCCAGAGCAUGGGUGCUAAAAGGAACACUAUCGAAGACGUUGUGUUGGACUCUGUGAAAUCAGCAUUGAAAUGGAAAUACGCCACAAAGAAACAAUGUAUAUCCUGACUUACUGUGCAUUCCUUUUGCCAACUAUCAGGCAUGAAGUAGCUACACUUAAAAUUUGUUCAAUUCUGUCAUGAAAGAAGACUUGCAGGUGGUUGGCUUCUGUGUACUUCAGAACUUCAGAAAAACUUUGGGCAUAAUGUAAGGAUGCAGUGGCAGCACAAUUGUUUACAAAUGUCAUG